ACCCUGAUGUCAGUCUCUGCUGUAGCUGCGGUGAUAAAGUGUGUAUAGGCGAGCUAAAAUAACCUCACAGCUAGCGUAUACAGAUAUAGAAAAGUUUAAACUUGUUACCAGAGACGCUGGUGGCUUUAGUUACCGAGAGCAGCGCUUUUUCACCUCAACAAAUCACUGCGUUUGACUUUUAUUUUCCCUUCGCUGCUGCUGUUGUUACGCUAACGUUAGCAUAGCUAGCACAACAUCUGCUAAGCUAGCUAACUAGCCGCGUCCUGUGUUCGUGUGUUGCCGUGAUUUCUUUUUGAGGAGCAGCCCGGAGAGGAACCAGAGAAACAUGAAGCAGAGCAGCAGUGUCCAGUCAUGGUGUGUGGGAGUAACGAUACAGCUGAUUUUAGCUGCCGUCCUGCACCAGGGUUUCGCUACUGUUGCCCCGCCCACAACUGCCCAAACCACCGCCGCACCGCACAAAGACCCCGGCAGACCUGAGAAAGGAAACUACCUGGUUAAGAACAUCAACGGUACUACCUGUCUACUGGCAUCCAUGGGUCUGCAGCUCAACAUCACCUUCAACUCUGUCUCCCAGAACAAGACUGUGCAGGAUGUUAUGAACCUUCGGCCCAAUAUGACAAAGUCCUCUGGAUCAUGUGACACAGACAGCGCCUCCCUGCAGCUCACGACGGAUGCAGACAAGACCAACCUCACCUUUUUCUUCACCCUGAAUUCUACGUCCCAUAAGUACCACCUGAGUGAAGUGUCUCUGUCUGCAGCCUUGCCAGACAUGAAAGAGCCCGUUGUAGCCCAUAACCGCAGUCUGGACUACCUGCGGGGCACCUACGGUUACUCAUACAUGUGCCGUGAGGAGCAGACUCUGAAUGUGGCUGAGGAUUUGUCCAUCAACACCUUCCAGGUGCAGGUGCAGCCCUUCGGCCUCACUGGAGAUCAGUUUGGAGCAGCUGAGGAGUGCCAGCUGGACGAAGACGACAUGUUGAUCCCCAUCAUAGUCGGAGCAGCUUUAGCAGGUCUCGUCCUCAUCGUGCUCUUGGCGUACCUCAUUGGCAGGAAGAGGAGCCACGCUGGCUACCAAACCAUCUGAGGUCACUUGCUACUCUCAUGUUCCCAGAGGCCAGAGCGCGCUGUCCCAUCCUUCAGAUUAACCACUGUUUUAUGAGACUUAACACUCCUCCCUUUGUCCCCCCUCUAUCCCUCCAUCCUCCACCCUCCCUGCCUGUGUGUGUGCUGUUCUCCGCCCUCAUCAGUAACACUAGUCAUUAUCACUUUGUGGAGGUUGAUACGCUCUUUCUAAACUGACCCGCUCAUUCAUAAACAAGGGGGGCUUUGUUUGGAGAUAGUAAUGAAAUGACAGAAGAACCUACAGGUACGACAUAAAGCAGGGGAUGGAUGUUGAUCAGAGGGUCCAUGAGAGUCUCAAAUUGUAUUGUACUAUUUAUGAUUUCUGUGAAAGGAAUUUUGAGGGAUUUAUGGGAUUUGAGGGAAUUGCUACUGUAGCUUUUCUUAUCGUUGAUCUGCUUUAGGGCGACCAUUUUUAGUCGUCAGUGAGGUCUGUUGUUGUUAUAAAGGGAAUUUUUCUGCGUGAUAAACUUAAUCUACUGCAGACAGUCAUCAUCUGACUUUUUUUAUUGCAACUCUACAUUUAGCCCAAGCAUGCAGAUUUUAUAUAACAUACUAAAAACACAGUAACCCAAUCUGAUAAAGGACAUGUGAGGAGUCUCCCAAGUAGUUAAGAUGCAUUUAGGAAUUGAUUUGUUCACUGGGAUUAAUGGUGAUAUGUCCCGUUCCCUCUGAAAGGUACUCAACUAAUUUUGUAUGGAGACUGAAGAUGCAGUCGUCAGCUGUGUAAGAAAAUUGUGUUUUGGCUUUUUCACCUUAUUUAAAGGAAUAAUUCAACAUUUUAGGAAGUAGGCUUCUUUGCUUCUUUGCAAAGAGUCGCAUGAGGAUUGAUACCACUGUCAUAUUUGCUUAAUAUGAAGCCACAGGUAGCUCUGAAUCUCAUCAUACAAUGCAAGGAUUGCCAGCUAAAUUUUGUUAACAGUGUUUCCGGUGAAAGUCAAAAGUGAGGGCCAACCCCGGCUUUGUUCCGUUAUUUUGUCGCUCUGUCCAUGAUUUUCACAGCUCCUGAUCACUGCUUUUUAAUGCAGUCCCAGCCUCACCUGCAUGCUGCUACUGACUGAGGGCUACAUGCCCAAAAUGUAUAUAUACAGGCAGAGGGCAGAGUCUCUGCAGACAAAUAAAAUGUGAUGCUUUCACAUUUCAGUUUUUGUACCGAAAAAUACAUGUGUUGAUAAGUGAGCUUUAGUGGUGCUGGUAAGAAGAUUUGUUACCUUAAGAUAGAGGUAGGCUAGCUAUUUCUCCCCGUUUCCCGUCUUAAUGCUAAGCUAACAGUUUCCUAGCAGUACAAUGAGAAUGGUAUCAAUCUUCUCAUCUAACUCUGGGCACAAAUGUGAAUUUCCUAAAAUGUCAAACUCUUCCUUUAAAGGAAUAAUUUACCCACAAAUUAUCAUUUGUAUAUCAGUUACUCGCCUCAUGUUAUGUUGAAUUUGUGAGGAAACAUUGUUUUUCUCUUACGUCUUCAUGAUGAACGGAGAAUCCAAAAAAUUCUUAAUGAAUUGAAGUCACAUGGGUUGAUGUUUAACAGGAGCAAAACUGUAUCUGAAUAUCCAUUUACAGACUCUCGCACAACUGGUGCAGUAUAAUCAAAACCUCAUUUAUCCAGUCGUAUGCUCAUUACUAUUCAAAACAAACACAAACAGUCUCACGCAUGGACGAGUAGCUCCAAUUCCUCAGAAAUUUUCUCUGUUUUUGGAUUCUUCACCCACCAUGGAGACAUGUAAGGAGAGCAACGUUUUCUUCAAGAAUUCAUUGUAACAUAGGAUAAGUAGCUGAUAAACAAAUGAUCAUUUUAUGGGUAAAAUAUUCCUUUAGAAUAAUAAUAGCCACUUUUUUGGAUUCUGCUGUUACAGUUCUCACAGGCAACAGGAGUUGCUUAAAAACACAAACACACAGCUGUUGGUUUAUGUGGAUGAAAAAGCUCAGGACAUCACUGUAAGAGUGUAAUCAUGUUGAAGUGUUUUACUCCACUGGGUGGUUUUGUUUGUUUUCUUUUCCCCUGAAUAUGGGCCCACUCUGGGUUUUGGUAGCUGAAGGGAGAAGUUGCACUAAAGUUCUGACAAACAGCCCCAUGUAAUGAUUAAAGUGGCCAAAAUGCUCUGGUCAGUGUUCAUCAGUGCCUUCCCAGCUGUGACAUAGAUGGGAUUAAAGUAAAGCCAAUGCCGUAGAGGUACUCACUCAUUCACUCACUGACACUGUGUGCUGCCAUGUCUGGGACAUUUUGUGUCUCACGUAGCCUUCAUGUACUGUUACUACCAUAAAUAUGCAUUGUUCAAUGUCGUAGGAGAAACUGCAGAUAUUUGUUUUUUUAUGUUGUUUUUUUCUCCCGCAUCUAAAUAUUCAUGUAGUGAUUUAAUAAGGUUUUAAUGGAUUUGUUUGAACUGUUUUCUAAAGGAGAGGUCAAUAAAAGUGAAUGAACGAGA
Epinephelus fuscoguttatus (brown-marbled grouper) is the source of this 3539-nucleotide messenger RNA. It is a transcript of the gene lamp1b, whose product is annotated as lysosomal associated membrane protein 1b. The transcript has 6 exons. Gene Ontology annotation, cellular component: membrane. Lineage: Eukaryota; Metazoa; Chordata; Actinopteri; Perciformes; Serranidae. The record is from RefSeq and is a predicted model, not a curated record. The coding region runs from base 326 to 1084 and encodes 252 amino acids.